Molecule: messenger RNA, 1116 nt
Organism: Fraxinus pennsylvanica
Lineage: Eukaryota; Viridiplantae; Streptophyta; Magnoliopsida; Lamiales; Oleaceae
Source: the annotation of a GenBank genome assembly
AUGGCCGGAAGGAGAAAGAAAAAGUCGAAACUCUUACCUGAAGCGAUCAAAGAUGACAAAAUAGCUGCAAAAAAUGGACAGUCAGAUGAUCAAUGCCCGAUGCUUCAGCUUCCGACUGAGAUUUUGGAACUGAUUCUUUCUCAGUUAUCCUUGAGAGAUAAUAUCCGUGCUUCUGCUGUUUGCAAAAGAUGGCGUGCCGCUGCAACCUCGGUCCAAGUGGCUGAUAAACCUCCGUGGAUUAUGUUUUUCCCGAAAUUCGGUGACCUAUAUGAAUUCUAUGAUCCUUCUCAGCGCAAAUCAUAUUGGCUUGAUUUGCCAGAGCUAAAUGGCUGUAGGAUUUGUUAUGCCAAGGAUGGUUGGUUGCUUUUUUACAAGCCUCGGACUAAACGGAUAUUCUUUUUUUGUCCGUAUACUCAAGAGUCGGUCAAAUUGCCUAGACUAGAACUGACGUACCAAGUAGUUGCCUUUUCUGCUGCCCCAACAUCUUCCAGCUGUAUUGCAUUUACAGUUAAGCACACCAGCCCUACAGUUGUUGCGAUUAGCACGUGUCGUCCUGGGGAAACUGAAUGGACUACCAUCAAUUACCAAAGCCGUCUGCCAUUUGUCAGCAGCAUUUGGAAUAAGCUGGUUUUCUGCAAUGGUCGUUUUUAUUGUUUGAGUGUAACGGGAUGGUUGGGAGUUUACGACCCUGACAACAGUACUUGGAGUAUUUAUUCUGUGCCUCCGCCCAGAUGCUUUUUCGUCAAGAAUUGGUGGAAAGGGAAAUUUAUGACAGAACAUAAUGGAGAUAUUUUUGUUAUAUAUACAUGCUCGGUUGUAAACCCAGUGACAUAUAAGUUAGAUCAAGUGAAUAAAGUGUGGGUCGAGAUGGAAAAUUUAGGAAGCAUGACUCUUUUUGCAAAUUUCUUGUCGUCAUAUGCAAAGUCGGAUCUUCUUGGAAUGAUGAGAAACAACAUUUUUUUCUCUAAAGUUCGAUUUUAUGGAAAAAGGUGCGUGUCAUACUCUCUGGCCAGUGGUAGAUACUAUCCCCGCAAGCAGAGUUAUGAUUGGGGAGAACAAGAUCCUUUUGAGAGUAUUUGGAUCGAACCCCCUGAAGACCUCUCGAUAUUUCUUUAA